Messenger RNA from Hydatigera taeniaeformis, 2484 nucleotides. Lineage: Eukaryota; Metazoa; Platyhelminthes; Cestoda; Cyclophyllidea; Taeniidae. The record is from the annotation of a GenBank genome assembly.
AUGGAAGCUAAUCAGGCCUCUGCAGGUACUGAACAAUCGUCCUACCGAUUACAUCUGAGGAAUGAGAGUGCAGGGCAAAUGAUGCCCGCGGUGCCCACACUGGUGCUUGAAAACCUUUCCUCUUUCUUACAAAGCUGCUGUGAGAACACACAACCUGCUCACCAGCAUCCUCCUAAUCACUACCAUCAAUCACCACUCUCGAAGCCACAAAUUGAAUGGGUUUAUUCGCAACACAAUUUCUCUUCUGGUCGAUCCCCUGAACUCCUGCGAAUGAAGGCAAAGGAGUUAAUUCAGCAAGAGAAAUGUGAUGCGAAUUUUACUUAUUGCGUCGACCAGCCGUCAAGAUUAGUUCGCAUUGAAUGCCUUAAAGCAGGAUGCAAGUGUGUACUCAAGCAAGAACCUGCGUUAGCAUUAAAAAUCGUCUGUGGAGUGAGCUUGGUUCGAGGCAGCUGGUCGAGCCUUCAACAGCAAAGCUCACAUAAUCCUCAUCACCCUGCGAAGUGGGGAUCAAUCUCCUCUGCAUUUGAGCGUCUCCAAUCUAAUCGUUUCUCCAGUUCAUGUCAGUCUUCGCAGUGUCAAAUUUCCUUGGACCAGCCUCUUUCUCCCAAUAACAGCAGCGGCAGCAGCAGUUUCAACGACCAAAUUCCCCUCAUUUUUACCUCGUGUUCACCUUUCUGGUUUGAAAUCUUGAAGCAGCGUAAUGAUGCCUUUCAGGGACCUGAUGUACCUUGCUGGAAUUCUGGUAAGGCACUGUGGAAGUCCCGGCCAUCGAUGUUUCUGCUUCGGAAGCAGACCAAGUGUGUCCUUUCCGUGUCUUCAAACGGUUCACGGGGCCCGGUGACUUUGGAUUUGGACAAUGUAGUCCAUCUCCAUCCAGGCACUGUCUUGCGGCUGAUUGACUGCAAGAGCUGCCGUCUAGUAUCUAAAACUAAUCCUCAGUGUCCGCCCAUGUCCUCUCUCCUUCAGUGCGAGGUGGUUGGGAGUAAGUCUCUGGCGAAGUAUGCCUCUUUAGCCAACAAUCUUCCUCCGGAUGAUGCACUUUAUUGGUUUGCCAGUGGACCUCGUCUCGUCUACCUCCCCUUGGAUGAUAAAACGGUGUCAUUUUAUCCCAUUGCAACGCCUCCGCCUAACUCGCGUGACAAUAAGAAUACUGGGUGGGCCUACUCUGGUGCCCAUUCAGUUCUCAAUCUUCUCUCUCACUUUCCUCUCCCCCUCACUGUUCGUCCCGUAAUGGAGCACAGUCUAGCCAACUGGCUGACCUCCUCUUCUCCAUGUAUUAGGGAUGGUAACGCUGGUCUCCACCUGACCUCCUGUUAUCACGGUGAUCUUGUCUUUCUAGAACCAAUCGCAGAUUGUGGCCCUGCAGCCGUGACUAACAGCAACGGUGUAGGCACAGCCGGUGGUAAUUCGCGUUUCUUCGUGGUUACUGCCGAGAUGCUUUCGCAGCAUCGUUUUAUCCUCGCUACGCCACAGUCCUCCCAACUACACGCAAGAGAACUGAAGACCCAUGCUUCGAGAGUGGCACACUUUCUGGCUGCUUUCCAUCCAGCUUGUGGACUGAACUAUCUCCUCAAGUACCUGGAGGAUGUAACGCAUUGCUCCUCAGUUGGGCCACCUCAUCGACCACUGACGGAGACUCUUGGACCCUUGGGUGGGGAAGGUACAGUGGCUUCGCACACUGCGGUGGCCAGUAUUGCUGCUUCAAUGCUCCUUUACCUUGAUGCCGAUGACAGGGAUAGAUUUCCUGAUCUCCAUGCUCUCUACGAUGAUCUUGAUGAUAUCUAUCAGUACGUCAGGACAGGUCGUCUGCCUUCGAAGCAGAGAGGAUUAACUCCAUCAACUGGCGUGCUUCGAAGCUGCUCCGCUACUCCGGGUCCUGCACCGCGAACGAGAUCCCGUCAAGACUAUACCAUUCCCUACGUUUUUUUCCCCGAGUCCAAUUUACACUCCAGUACCAACACACCUACGGUGCAGCAGCAGCAGCAACAGCAACAACAACAGCAACAGCAGCCUCAGCCUCCUCCACCACCUAGGAGGAAUACUGUUACCCCUACGCACACCUACGCGUUCCCCAAUCCUAGCAAGUAUAUGUUAAAGUCCGACGUUCCAUCACCACUGCCCUUUGCUUCACCUAGUAGGAGACGACAGGCUUACGUCGAUUGUGCGCGACUCCGGUCGAUAGAGCAGCCCUUUUGCGGUCAACCACCACCGUCCUAUUCCAUUCUCAAUUUCGCAGCGAUGAACGAGCGUACAAACAGCUCACCAGAUACCGGUUUAGGUGGAGACAGUGGUCAGAGCGGUCAGAGUUUGGUCGUUCCAACAGCAACCACAUCUAUAGUGCGGUCCUCGUGUCACCAGCUCAUCAAUUUUUGUGAAAGUGGAGUGAGCAAUGAAGGUGAGGUUGCUGUGCCCAUGAAGUCGCCCCAGCUCCUUUACCCCAAUCUCCGCCGGUUGACAGUGAAUUUGAACAAACGCAUCCUCUGA